Messenger RNA from Nicotiana attenuata, 1054 nucleotides. RefSeq names its product CASP-like protein 4B1. The transcript is spliced from 3 exons. NCBI's taxonomy places the organism in Eukaryota, Viridiplantae, Streptophyta, Magnoliopsida, Solanales, Solanaceae. The record is from RefSeq and is a predicted model, not a curated record. The coding region runs from base 249 to 842 and encodes 197 amino acids.
UCAUUCUAGAAUAAUCCUCAAAGAAAUAGAAAGACAAAAACUGAGUUGUCAAAUACAACGCACAAAAAGAUUUGUUUCUUGUUUUUUCAAAGUUCUUGCCUUUAAGGCACUUCAACUUCCUUUUUCAAUCCCCCAUUGUUUUUUCCUUCAUUUUUCUACCAAGAAUUUCCAACCCCAUAAUAAAUUCUUCAGAUUUUUCUGAGGCAUUACAUUUUCUGUGGUAAAUAAACGAUUCUAAUUUUUAAGAUAUGUCAGAUCCAAAUGAUCAAAAGGCAACAGUUGGUGCACCAAUACCAACUGCACCUCCGGCCGCCGGAGAUACGGAGAGCCAGACGCCGGCAGCCGGAACCGGUGUGGGACACAUCAUCAGGAAAUGGAAAAGAGAAGAUUUGCUGAAGAGGGGUUCUUUGGGUUUGCGUUGUAUUGCUUUACUUUUCUCAUUACUUGCGUUCAUUAUCAUGGCUAGCAAUAAACAUGGUGAUUGGAAAGAUUUUGAUAGAUAUGAAGAAUAUAGGUAUGUGCUAGCCAUAGCAAUUCUGUCCACAUUGUAUACAGGGUUGCAAGUUAUGAGACAAGUGCAUGAACUUUCAACUAGCAAGGAAGCCUUUUCGCGGCAGAAUUUAGCUUUGCUAGAAUUUUUUGGUGAUCAGUUGAUGGCAUACUUAUUACUAUCAUCCGCAUCAUCUGCUGUGCCACUGACAAAUAAGAUGAGAGAAAACAAUGACAACAUAUUCACAGAUUCUUCAGCUUCAGCAAUUAGCAUGGAGUUCAUUGCAUUUCUAGCUCUGGCAGUUUCAGCUAUGAUUGCUGGAUAUAAACUUUCAAAUCAAACCUACAUCUGAUAAGAUAAUCGAACAUACUUUCUUAUUGAAUUUUUUUGUGUCUCUAGAAUUCCUUCAUUUAUUAUCAAAACCACCACAUUCGACCCUUGUAUAUGCGCGUCAAAGUAAGAAAGACAUUCUCUGUUUGUCUUGAAACCUGUAUGUAAGAAAUCACAGUACAAAUUCAUUUGUUUGUAAAGACUUUCGUUCAUUAAACCAGUGAUCUUCUUGCA